This is a messenger RNA of Clupea harengus (Atlantic herring), 1046 nucleotides long. It is a transcript of the gene gfer, whose product is annotated as growth factor, augmenter of liver regeneration (ERV1 homolog, S. cerevisiae). The record is from RefSeq and is a predicted model, not a curated record. Gene Ontology annotation, molecular function: flavin-dependent sulfhydryl oxidase activity; flavin adenine dinucleotide binding. Gene Ontology annotation, biological process: liver development. Gene Ontology annotation, cellular component: mitochondrion. NCBI's taxonomy places the organism in Eukaryota, Metazoa, Chordata, Actinopteri, Clupeiformes, Clupeidae.
AGAAGUGACAUCUCGCUUUGCAAAUGGUUCCUGAUGGAGAGGGCAUUGUCUUUGUAUGUGAAGUAAUACGCCCUUCCGAUAUUGUGGAAGCAAUACCCAUCAAUCCCAUAAUGCAAGAAUAAACAUGGCUGCGCCGUAUGGAUCGAGAUCAUCGGGCGAAAAUUCAGCGACUUUUCAAGGCUUUCCAUUCAAUGUGUCAGGUAGACCACCUGAUGACACUUCUGUUACAGAGCAAGAAAAGACCGGGGAGCCAAAGAAGAAACCAUGCAGAGCUUGUACAGAUUUUAAAUCAUGGAUGAAAAUACAGAAGACGCCGACUCCGACAGCACAGGUGACAAAGCCAGCAGAGAGUGAGACGCCAGUAGAGUGUCCACUGGACCGAGAGGAACUGGGGAAAUGUUCAUGGUCCUUCCUUCACACAAUGGCUGCUUACUACCCAGUGUCGCCAAGCUCCAGCCAGCAGCAAGACAUGACACAAUUCAUCAACCUUUUCUCAAAAUUCUUCCCUUGUGACGAGUGUGCAGAGGAUUUGAGGGCAAGAUUGAAAACAAAUCAGCCAGAUGCCAGCAACCAACGCAACCUCUCACAGUGGCUGUGCCGUCUCCAUAAUGACGUUAACGUUCGAUUAGGCAAGCCAGAAUUUGACUGCUCCAAAGUGGACGAGCGAUGGAAAGAUGGCUGGAAAGAUGGAUCUUGUGACUGACACCCUAAUAGCAGGGAGUAGGAAACACUGGGAGUAAUUAUGGUGAUGGAGGCUAUUAUUUGUGAGAUUAAAAUGUAUGUUGUAUAAAUCUGCAGAUAAAACCGCCAGUGUACGUUUAUUUCAAUUUCAUGUUUUUAUUAAGGUGUUUAUUUGCCGUGUAAAACCCUAUGUACAGAUCCAUUUGGUUUGCCUCUUAAAUUUAAUCUUUUAGAGAAUACAGAUAAUUUGAUUAUGUAAAUGCAAUAUGGGUCCAGGUCUUCACAGCACUUUAAUUGAUCUAGUCUGUCCCUUUCCAUGUGUUUUCUGAAAGAAAGAAAAAUAAAGUUCCAUUUAUGUAACUGGA